GAAACGAUGGAACCGCUCGACUGUCCGUUAAAAAAAAAAGUUAAAAAAAAAUGGGCCAAUUUUACGCCGAAUUCGAGCCGGUCUUGUGCCACGACGUGCGCAAGUAUACGAAGAAGUUGAAUGCCGAAUGCGUCGGUGUUCCUGACCCACGUGACAUUCUCGCUAAUCUUAACCUAGCGUACUCUGUCGCUCAUUUAUCAAAGCGGCUGGCCCGUCGUCUGCCCGACGUGCUGAAAGAUCAAGAUUUUUUUAUUGGCUGGUGAAAGGACCGCGGUCGGUACGAUUAUACGUACUUGACGAGGCCCCUCAUUUUCUUCCGAAUCGUUUAUUAUUAUUCAGUCACCUUUUGGUUUGCUCGUCACUUAGGAAGUGGUCCGUGCUCAUGAACGGCUAGUUGUCGCGUCGCGGCGGAGGAGGAGGGGAGUCUUUGACAUUUAAAAGAAUCACAUCUCGUUGGCACGAUGGCAGGACUCGAGGGAUACGAAAGAGCCUACGGAAUUCGUCCUUCCGAACCGUGGGAAGUCGGGUCUACAUUUCCAAGCAAAUAUCAUGGUCGUGAGGUUAUACGUCCCCUGGACAUACCCGUCGUUCAUCCCCUGGCAGAGGACAGCCCGCCCCCUGAAGAUGAUGUAACGGUCAAAAAAUAUGUCGGUUUGGGCUGCGGCUUGGCUAGUCUAAUAACUGAGAAUCUUUUGAUACACCCGUUCGUCGUUCUCCGAAGACAAUGCCAAGUGAACCCUGGCGCCGUGAAAUACCAUCUAGUUCCGAUCACAUUGGUACCUGUCAUAAUGCGCUUGCAUCAAACACAAGGACUCAACACGCUGUGGAAAGGAAUUGGCUCUGCAUUACUCGUUAGAGGGUUGACUUUGGCGGUUGAAGAUCUCGUAUCAAAGAUCACUCCUUGGCCAAAGGAAAUAACAUGCAAUAGUUCACUGCGAUCUUUCGGACAGCACCUCCUGCUCAAGUGCGUUUCAAUUGGGAUCGUUACCCCAUUUUACUCUGCUUCCCUGGUAGAAACUGUUCAAUCAGAAAUUGCAUCGGAGCGACCUGGGAUUCUGGACGUAUUCAGAGAUGGUGCUAUAAGGCUUUUGGAAGUUGGCAAUAAGGGGAGACUGAUUCCAAUCUACGCGCUUCUUCCACCAACGAUCGCCUAUGGUGUCACAAAGUAUCUUUUUGCUCUGAUAGUACGGGGAGUUACAAGCAGAAUAAUGCACGUCAGACAUAAGCACUCGCAACAAUUGAGAGGGGCAUACAGCAGGGAUUUGGUGUCAGAAUCGGUGGUACAAGAUAUCGAGCUCCAUUCGAUAGUUGUGUCCAUGUGCGCGGCGGACAUAAUUUUCUAUCCAUUUGAGACUGUGAUCCAUCGGUUACACUUGCAGGGAACUCGAACCAUCAUAGAUAAUUUGGAUACAGGACGAAGCGUUACUCCUUUGUUAACGGGUUACAGCGGAGCUAUAGAUUGCUAUCGUACAAUCAUAUCUACGGAGGGUCCUUUUGGUUUGUACAAGGGAUUCGGUUCGCUCAUUCUACAAUUUGCAGCACACGUAUUAGUUAUAAGAGCCACAAAAUGGAUACUCACCGAAUUGACAGGUGUAAUGCGACCAAAACCAAAGCCCAACAAGACACCUCCGCACAGUUACUACAGUGGAAUAUGAGACGAUCGUUAGUUUUCCCUUGCCUUAUUUUUUUGCUUCCAGAGAUCCUGACAAGUUCACAAUUUAUUAAUGUGAAAAUUUUCGCUGACGAAUGUUUCUUAUCUUUUCGGUUACAAAUAUUAAAAAUUGUCACAGGGAUAGUCGAUAUCGUCACUAAUCGGUACCAACAAGAGUUAUUUCGGAUGAGUGACGAUUAUCUGUUACAUAAAGAAUAGGUAGACAAGUAUUUAUUAAAUCGAUAACAUUGAUUGCUACUAUCUAAUAAUUGUAUAAAGUGUAUGAUUUGAUAAAGUAGUAUAUGUUUUUUGCAAACGAUAAACUUGAUUUAUUUUCGAAUUUUGAUGAACUUUCUAUACUGCGCUUGUCAAUUUCACAAGUCAGACUUUGGUCCCAACUAUUAAGAGCAGAAUCUAGUCAGAAAUUAGGUAAUGUUUUGUAUAUGAGUAUUUAAAAACUGGGAGUUUUAGUGGUGGCUUGUCUCACAUAUCUACUGAACUAUGAUCUCUGAUGAUGAACUAGAGGAUACAAAUAGGUAAAGUUUGUUCUAGAAUUAAAACGUAUCCGCAAACUUUAGGAAUAUUCUGUAAAUAUACAUAUUUUUAUUCAACGAUGAAAUUGUGCGUAUGCAGAAUUAAAUGGAAUAGAAUUUUAUCUUUGCCGUUAUACGACUUGUGGAGUAACAAGUAGCAGUGACGAUUAAAUAAACUUCUCGUCACAGUGAAAGCGUAGGUACCAAGAGAAUAGAACCUUUACAAAAUUAAUAAUUACUGGUAGGUAUUUAUGUACACCAAAACCAUGGAUUUGAAAAAUUCGCAGAAUAAAUGUUGAUGAUAAACAAUUA
This is a messenger RNA of Athalia rosae (coleseed sawfly), 2496 nucleotides long. Its product is annotated as mitochondrial outer membrane protein SLC25A46-like. The record is from RefSeq and is a predicted model, not a curated record. Lineage: Eukaryota; Metazoa; Arthropoda; Insecta; Hymenoptera; Athaliidae. Bases 462 to 1655 code for a protein of 397 amino acids. The transcript is spliced from 5 exons. Gene Ontology annotation, biological process: mitochondrial fission; mitochondrial membrane fission. Gene Ontology annotation, cellular component: mitochondrial outer membrane.